UGUUGGAGCAAAAGCCAGCUGCAGAAAUGGCAAGCCAUCACCGAAGAAGUUCACAGCAAGGGUUGCUAUAUCUUUCUGCAACUUUGCUGUGCAGGUCGCACGGCAGACAAGGGAUUUUCUAAGCUCUCAUCUGGCAAUAUCCCCCUCGAGGCUCAAGCCAGUGCCAUAGAGACUGAAAAUGAUGAUAGACCACCGGAGCCGAUGAGCGAGCAGGACAUCCAUGACGCCAUACGCGACCACGCCACUGCUGCCCGCAAUGCCAUAGCCUCCGGCUUCGAUGGCGUGGAGCUUCAUGGUGCUAAUGGCUAUCUUAUCGAUCAGUUCAUCCAAGAAUCUUGCAAUAAUAGGACGGAUAAAUGGGGUGGCUCGGUUGAGAAUCGCUCGCGCUUUGCACUCGAAGUCACUGCCGCUGUUGUUGAUGCUGUUGGUGGUGAUCGUGUUGGCUUCCGCAUCAGUCCUUGGAGCACAUACCACUCUAUCGAGCCUCGGAAUCCGGAGUCUCAGUUCACUCAUCUAGUCACUGAGUUGCGGAAGUUGGACCUGGCUUACCUACACGUCAUUACAUCUCGUGUGGAUAACUGGUACGAUGUGGACCGUGUAAAGCCUCUUGAUUUUGUCUUUGAUAGCUGGCGAACAGACAUACCUGUCAUCAUCACUGGGGGGUAUGAUGGAGAUUCUGCAAAGCGCGCUGUUGAGGAGUAUAAGGACUUCAAGCUCGCCGUUGGAUUCGGUCGGUCGUUCGCUUCAACGCCUGAUCUUGUGGCUUGCAUUAAGAAGGGUAUCGCACCAAACCCUUUCAAUGGCGACCUGGCCUAUACUCCCGGUACCCCCAAAGGGUACAUCGACUAUCCUUUCCUAUCCUAAGUUUAAUAUAAAGGCACUAUGCCCUUUAGCCAGC
Molecule: messenger RNA, 898 nt
Organism: Aspergillus vadensis CBS 113365
Lineage: Eukaryota; Fungi; Ascomycota; Eurotiomycetes; Eurotiales; Aspergillaceae
Product: FMN-linked oxidoreductase
Exons: 1
Coding region: 202-864 (220 amino acids)
Molecular function (GO): FMN binding; NADPH dehydrogenase activity
Source: RefSeq, a predicted model, not a curated record